CAAAUGUUCUUAUGCUAAUUCUCUACAGUUUCUGUUCAUUCUAUUUGAUUUCUCCAUUUGUGUUUUCAAACUAAAAAACAAUGAGAAUUUGCUUCUCACGUUCUUCUCGUCUACCCGUCUUCAUUCUCAUCGUCAUCGCCGCUGGCAUUUUGAACGACGUCGGAUUCAAUCGAUUCGCUGACGGCGGCCAACGGAGAGUCCACAUCACAGAUGAUCUCGACGACGUUGUUGACGACGAAGAGGACGAUUCUUGGAAGGAUUGGGGCAAGAAAAAGUCCGCUUCCAAUGAUUUCGACAUCCCGCCGGCUGAUUUAUCGAAGAUGGACAUUCCGGAGAUUCAGGCUGAGAUGAUGAAGCGGCAUUCUGGUCCAACCAUGGGAUUUGUCAAGCUUCGGCUCGGCGUUCGGCGGACCCCGGAUACGGUGGCUGAAAUUGCUAUGCAAUGGACGAAGGUUCUGAAAACCGGUUCCGUGGAGGCAAAAUUUAUGGCUGUAGAUCUUAAUACACUCAUGUUCACAAUGGACAGAGGACAAGACUUGAAUGAGUUGAAUGAGUUUGUGUUGAGCCAAGCAGAGUCAUACGAGAUUAAAAUUGGGGACAAUGUAUUUCGAAGACCUGGAGAUCCUCCUCUGGAAGAAGUCAUUCAGUUGCUCCAAAAAGACAAGAACAAAGCUGAUGGCACUGUUUCUUCAAAAAAUUCUGAGCCAUUGCAUCAGGAGCUGUAGAACUAAAUACUAAUAUGGUACCAAUCUUCAACUUGAAAGUGACUUUUUUGGAUUUGUUCAUUUGUUUAGGCUGGUACCCCAUGGAUGGAAAUUACAGAAAGAAAAGAAAAAUCAUCCACUGCCCCUUUAAUAGAAUAAUAGUUAUUCCGUGAGACUAUCACGAUGUGGUUGACAGUUUUUCCUAUACAUCAAAUUUGUUGUUAACCGACAAUAAUUUGAAUCCACAUCUGAUAGAUGUUAUGAAACCGUUAAGAGCAACAUUUUUUAAAUCGUUUUUUCGUAGACUAUUGAUAGGGUAAAUGUUAUGUGGGCAGUGGACCUUUUAGUUUCAAUUAUGAUAUAAUAGUUCAUUAGAAAAAUAGGGCAGUUUCAAAAGCAGGGUAGUUCUAACAUGUCAAAUGAAUGAUGUUGGAAGCAUGUGUAUGGCAGACCUCUAGUGUUUUUAAUGUUUUCUCUUUUGUUAAUGGUUAAUAAAUAAAUUGUUUAUUUUA
This is a messenger RNA of Cucumis sativus (cucumber), 1216 nucleotides long. RefSeq lists its product as hypothetical. The record is from RefSeq and is a predicted model, not a curated record. NCBI's taxonomy places the organism in Eukaryota, Viridiplantae, Streptophyta, Magnoliopsida, Cucurbitales, Cucurbitaceae. The coding region runs from base 81 to 725 and encodes 214 amino acids. The transcript has 3 exons.